Messenger RNA from Ceratitis capitata (Mediterranean fruit fly), 3166 nucleotides. It is a transcript of the gene GCS1, whose product is annotated as alpha-glucosidase 2. The transcript is spliced from 3 exons. Gene Ontology annotation, cellular component: endoplasmic reticulum membrane. Gene Ontology annotation, biological process: protein N-linked glycosylation; oligosaccharide metabolic process. Gene Ontology annotation, molecular function: Glc3Man9GlcNAc2 oligosaccharide glucosidase activity. The coding region runs from base 303 to 2981 and encodes 892 amino acids. Lineage: Eukaryota; Metazoa; Arthropoda; Insecta; Diptera; Tephritidae. The record is from RefSeq and is a predicted model, not a curated record.
AUAACGUAUGUAUUUACGCUCUCUGUUUGAGACACUGCAAUUUAAUUUUGCAAAGCAAAAUUGUGUAUUUUUGACAUUUACGGCAUCAAAAUUGAAACAAAAAAAUUACUAAAUUAUGCUUAAACUACUGAAAGUGAGAUAAAAACGUAAUUAGUUGGCACAACUGAAAUAGUAAUUACCGUUAACAAGCUACUUUUUAUUCAUAAGACAGUUUAAUUAAAACUUCAUUAAGUUUGUUUACUGAGGUGCUCUAGAUAAGUAAACGUUCACUUAAACAGUCAAAGCGAUUCAUCUAAACACACAUGGCCAGGCAGAGGCGAAAUGUUAACACAACCGGUGAGGGCACAAAUUCCAACCACAGCAAUAACACCAUAAAUAAAGCAACCAAAUCUGAUGUCAGCAAUCCGCAGACACCAACAAAUAAUAAAAGUAAUAAAAAUGCUGCAAAACACAAAAAGGGCGACACACACUCAACGCAUAGCAGCGGUGGUAAUAGUGGUUCCAGUUCUAGUACGAUAUCCUCAUCCGCUGCUGGUGCAAACAAACCAAAAGCGGUACAUAAAAAACGAAACAGCUUCUCAUUGUGGCCGAAACUAAUGUUAGAUAAAUGGAAAACGUUAAUUGGCUGUGUUUGUUUGGCGGUUGCCUCAUACUUUUGCUACUUAGGUUACCUGGAAACUCGUGUUAAUACACCAUUUGAUAAUGAGAAGAUGGUAACGCGUUCCGGUCUUGACGAUCCAGAACGUUAUUGGGGUUCCUAUAGACCGCUCACAUAUUUUGGCAUGAAAACACGCGAUCCACAUUCAUUGGUUAUGGGGCUAAUGUGGUAUUCACCAAUGAAUCUGGGAUAUGGCGGCAGAGGUUUGCGACAUUGGUGUGAAAUAGACGAUAAUUUGGGUACAUACGGUUGGACGCAGCAUGAUGGUCGUACAUUUGGUGUGCAAGAAAUACAAGAUGCGCCCUUCGAGUUGAAAACUUCAUUUAUAAAAUUUUCAGAAGGUAGAAAAUUAGGUGGUGAUUGGACUGCACGUAUAUCGGUGCGAAAUAUAACUUCAGAUUCUUACUACAUUACUGCAGAUCAUACCAUAUCACUUAUUUGGUAUGUCGCACUAGAUGAACGUACAAAUGGACAUAUACAGUAUGUCUCCCAUGAGAAAAGCCCCGAGGCGGGCAUUUUUGGCGAGACGAUUGGUUUGGGCGAGUUUAAGGUACUCUUUCAACCAAUUAAAGGCAAAAUAUUACACAAGUCCUAUUUAAGCACAAUAGCGCCUUCGCUCAGCAAUUUAAAGGAUACUGUUUUCUCACAUUUUCGUAUAUUUUCCGACAAGUUGGGAAACCGAUUUAUUGGCCUGCCAGGUGAAAUGAUUUCGCAAAAUGGCGUACAAGCAGCGAGCCCCAAUUUUAUUGCCAUACAUAUAACCGCCGAAGCAGAUUUCACCAUUGAUAUUGUUUACCAGUCUACAUCUGCAUUUUCUAAUGAGAAUGUCUCGAAGCCGCCUACAGGUCGUGAAUUUACUAAUGCAUUGCAAGAAAAAUUGUCUGAGUUCGAUCAUCGUUUUGAGGAUACAUUCCAUUUACGUGCCAAAGGAUAUUCUGUAAACGAGAUAAAAUUUGCCAAAUACGCUGUUAGUAAUCUUGUAGGCGGUAUUGGUUAUUUCUAUGGCGCGAGUAGAGUGAAAUCUGUGUAUACCAAGAAACCCGUACCCUACUGGAAAGCACCGCUCUACACUUCUGUGCCGUCGCGCUCAUUCUUUCCACGCGGUUUCUUAUGGGACGAAGGCUUUCAGGCACUCAUCAUAUCCUCGUGGGACCUAGACAUAGCGCUAGAUAUUAUGUGCCACUGGUUCGAUCUACUCAACAUCGAAGGUUGGAUACCAAGAGAACAGAUUUUAGGCGUAGAGGCGUUGGCUAAGGUGCCAGAAGAAUUUGUUGUGCAACACAACACCAACGCUAAUCCACCCACAUUUUUCCUGACAUUGGACAAAAUACUCACACAUCAUAAAAAGGAACUUUCGGUAAAAGGUCGUCUCAAUGUUUUAGAUCGACUCUAUCCACGCCUACAAACUUGGUUUGCUUGGUAUAAUAAUACUCAGCGUGGCGAUGCGCUAGGCACAUAUUACUGGCGUGGCCGUAAUGCCUCCAGCGAGACUGAAUUGAAUCCUAAAACACUCACAUCCGGCUUGGAUGAUUUUCCGCGUGCCUCACACCCCACCAACUACGAGCGCCACGUCGAUCUACGUUGUUGGAUAGCGUUAGCGGCGCGCGUAAUGUGUGACCUAUCCGAUUUACUUGGCAAAGAUAGUAUUAAAUACUAUGAGACUGCUACCUUCCUCGCUGACAAUAAGUUACUGAAUAAACAACAUUUAAGUCCGUUCACCGAUACUUAUGCCGACUUUGGUCUACACACAGACUCCGUCGCAUUGAAACGACCACAAGUGACUAAACAUAAUUUAAAAAAAUAUCAACAACAACAACUGGAAAAGGUGCGCGUGACUCUGAAGCAGCCCGAACAACAAUUUGUCGAUACCACUUAUGGUUAUGUAAAUCUAUUUCCAUUCCUUUUACAAAUACUCGAUCACGACUCGGAGCAUUUGGGCAAACUACUGAAGAAUUUGCGUGAUCCCAACAUGUUAUGGACUAAUUAUGGUCUGCGCUCGCUAGCAAAGAAGUCGCCAUUGUACAUGAAACGUAAUACCGAGCAUGAUGCGCCAUAUUGGCGUGGCCCCAUUUGGAUAAAUAUCAACUAUCUGGCAAUAAGAGCAUUGCAUCAUUACGGUACCAUUGAGGGACCAUAUUCCGCAUUGGCACGUACAAUCUACAUCGAGUUGCGUGAUAAUGUUGUGGGUAAUAUAUACCGAGAAUACAAAAGAACCGGUUAUCUGUGGGAGCAGUAUGAUGACAGCACAGGACAGGGCAAGGGCUGUUAUCCAUUCACGGGCUGGACCUCACUGGUAGUACUUAUUAUGUCGGAGCAAUAUUAAAAUUAAUAUUUAUUUCCUAUUUAUCAUAACGUUUUUUCGUGCGCGUUUCAGUAUGUAUGUAUGCUUAUGCCAAUUUGAAAAGAUCUAUCGUAUAAAGAGAAAAAUUCGUUAAAAGUGAUUGAAUUAGUAGUAGCAAAUUAAAACAAAAAAAGUAUAAAAAAAUGUGUAAUGAUUAUUCAAAUAAA